CCUAUGGGUGAGGUGCUUGCAUGAAGAAGAAGAGUUCCCAAAUAGGGUUGCUAAGAUGAGGUAAGGUUGCCGGGAUGCACCCCGCCGUGAAACCCCCACCAAAACCCUUUCCAAGGCACCAGCCUGCGGUGCACCUUGACGUAGCCAGCCAAGCAGCAGGAACAGCCGGGAUCCCGUGUAAACAAAAGCAGGAAAAUCAGCCAAGCCGAAGCGAAAAGCAUAGGAAGCAAAACACCUCCAUCCCAUCUUGAUACUAUCAACUGAAUCUUCAACCCCGCUACUUCAAAACUUCUCAGUAUCACCACCAGACACAGACACCAUGGCACCCCCCUCCCAGCUCACCGUCGCGACCCUCUCCGUCACCAGACUCCUCAAGGAGGAGAUUUCGUACGAGAAGGAGCUCAUCCAACAAAAGGGCAAGGUCACGACGCUGGAGAAUGAGAUCAAGGAUGGCAAGCCCGAUGAGGACGGCAACCGGGAGUACAUGCUCAAGCAGCUGAAACUCGCGGUGGAGGAGACGCAAAAGGUGUUCCCCGAGCUGAGAACCCGCGUCGAGGAUUCGACCGCCAAGCUGGAAGAGCAGAUUGCCCUGGCCGAGAGCAGCGGUGCAUCGCCCGAGGAGCUGGAGACGGCGAGACUUGCGCUCGCAAAGGGCAAGGAGGAGAAGACGUAUCUCAAGGACGACGUCUCUGCUUAGAGGUGUGAAUUUUUUUUUUUCGCGUUUUGAUAUCAAACAGGAGAAGAGGUUCGGGAUUGCGUAGUGUUAAAGGGUAGGCGAGC
This is a messenger RNA of Colletotrichum phormii, 780 nucleotides long. Its product is annotated as tubulin-specific chaperone Rbl2. The record is from RefSeq and is a predicted model, not a curated record. Gene Ontology annotation, biological process: post-chaperonin tubulin folding pathway; tubulin complex assembly. The transcript is spliced from 3 exons. Gene Ontology annotation, molecular function: beta-tubulin binding. NCBI's taxonomy places the organism in Eukaryota, Fungi, Ascomycota, Sordariomycetes, Glomerellales, Glomerellaceae. The coding region runs from base 320 to 697 and encodes 125 amino acids. Gene Ontology annotation, cellular component: cytosol; microtubule cytoskeleton.